UCAUUCACUAAGAGUAGAAGUAAAAAUGCUCCGGGAAAUCGAUCUGAUAUUGGAUGGAAACAUGGGUUUGACGUUAACGGUAAUGGAAGAAAAGUGAAAUGUAACUAUUGCUCAAAGAUUGAGUGGAGGUAUAUUUAGAUUUAAACACCAUCUUGCUGGAACAAGGGAGGAUUCUGAACCUUGUACUUCUGUUUCAGAUGAAAUAAAAAAUUUGAUGAUAAAAAUAGUUGUUGAAGCCAAGAAUGCAUCAUUAAAGAAAAGAAAGAUAAAUAUCGAUGAAGACGAGGAAGAAAAUGAGAGUCUUGAAGGAGGACACAAGAUAUUCAGUUUUAAAGGAAAACAAAAAGUUGCUACUGCUAGCAAGGGAGGAGUCCAAGCAAUUAUAAGUCAAAUGAUGAAAAAAGGAUACAAAGAAGAAGUUGAUGCUCAAGUGGCUGAAUUCUUUUACACCAGUGCCAUUCCUUUUAAUGUAAUUAGAAAUCCAGCAUUUGCAAAAAUGUGUGAAAUGAUUGGUAAGUAUGGAGUUGGAUACAAACCACCAUCUUAUCAUGACAUUAGAGAAAAGCUGUUGAAACAAGCUGUGAAUAAAACAGAUGAAAUCCUUGAGGAUUAUAAGGAGGAGUGGAAGAAAACUGGAUGUACAAUUAUGACUGAUGGUUGGACAGAUAAAAAAAGACGUUCUAUUUGCAACUUCUUGGUGAAUAGUCCUAAAGGGACGAUUUUUCUUUAUUCACUUGACACUUCAGACAUAUCAAAAACAGCUGAUAAAGUUUUCAAAAUGUUAGAUGAUGUUGUUGAGUUUGUUGGAGAAGAAAAUGUUGUUCAAGUUGUCACUGAUAAUGCUGCAAAUUUCAAGGUAGUUGGAGAGUUAUUGAUGCAAAAGAGGGAAAGAUUGUAUUGGACUCCAUGCGCAGCACAUUGCAUUGAUUUGAUAUUUGAAGAUUUUGAAAAAAAUUUAAAGGUCCAUGAAUUGACAAUUAAGAAGGGAAGAAAGAUUACCACCUACAUUUAUGGAAGAUCAAUGUUGAUUUCCUUGUUGAAAAAGUUCACUAAAGGUAGAGACUUGAUAAGACCGGGUGUGACUAGAUUUGCCACAACUUAUUUAACUCUUGCUUGUCUUCAUGAAUUGAAGGCAUCGUUGUUGACCAUGUUUAGCUCUAAAGAGUGGAAGACAAGCAAGUUUGGAACUUCACUAGAGGGCAGAAAAGUAGAAUAUGUGGUAUUAGAUAGUCGGUUCUGGAAGAAUGUCUCCAUAUGCCUGAAAGUUGCUGCCCCUCUUAUGGUGGUAUUAAGAUUAGUAGACUCAGAUGUAAAACCCGCAAUGGGUUUCAUUUAUGAAGAGAUGGAUUGUGCAAAAGAGAAGAUUAGGUCUAACUUUAACAAUAUCAAAAAGAGUUAUGAAGAGGUUUGGAGAAUAAUUGAUGCUCGAUGGGAUAAUCAACUUCAUAGGCCUUUGCAUGCAGCUGCCUAUUUUCUGAACCCCCGUUUCAACUAUGAACCUAACUUUAGAAGUGAUGAUGGUGGAGAGGUGAAAGAAGGAUUGUAUUUUUGCAUGAGAAGAUUGAUACCAGAUAUGGCAGAAAGAAGAAAAAUUAAUUUACAAAUUGUUGAAUUUCAUAAUGCUAGAGGACUUUUUGGAAUGGAAGAUGCAAAGGAGUGUAGGAAAGAGUUAAAUCCUAGGGAAUGGUGGGACAUGUUUGGUGAUGGAACUCCAGAGUUGAAGAGAUUUGUUAUUCGAAUUCUAAGCUUGACUUGUAGUUCUUCUGGAUGUGAGCGUAACUUGAGCUCAUUUGAAAUGCUGAAAAGUAGACAAAUUCGAAAAACUGUAGCUCUUCCAUUUGAUGACAUUGAAUCAGAUGAUGAAUGGAUAGCUGAAGAGACAGAUGAUGUUGUUGAGAUGGAUCAAGUUGAAGGUGAAAAUGAUGGUGAAAAUGUUCACUUAGAUGAAGCAACAACAAAUCCUGCUCUAGAUGCUCUUGAUCUUGAUAAUAUAACAUUUGGGAACAACGAGGAUGCACAACAUUGUUCCAACCAAGGUUAUUCCGAAAACUACACAAUUGACCCACGAAGGAACAAAGGGGAGCCAUUCAGCCAAAGCGGGGGAGUACAGACCAAGUUUUUGUACAAAAACACCUCACCUUCUCCCAAUCUAACACCUCAACAGGCCUAA
This is a messenger RNA of Vigna umbellata (rice bean), 2170 nucleotides long. RefSeq lists its product as uncharacterized. The record is from RefSeq and is a predicted model, not a curated record. NCBI's taxonomy places the organism in Eukaryota, Viridiplantae, Streptophyta, Magnoliopsida, Fabales, Fabaceae.